This is a messenger RNA of Aspergillus puulaauensis, 2955 nucleotides long. RefSeq names its product molybdopterin oxidoreductase family protein. Lineage: Eukaryota; Fungi; Ascomycota; Eurotiomycetes; Eurotiales; Aspergillaceae. The record is from RefSeq and is a predicted model, not a curated record. Gene Ontology annotation, molecular function: oxidoreductase activity; molybdopterin cofactor binding. The coding region runs from base 1 to 2955 and encodes 984 amino acids. The transcript is spliced from 5 exons.
AUGCCCAAGGUCGUCGAAUCCAGGGACUCGAUCAAGAACAUCUGGGGCGACCGCACGCCCUACAAGCACCAGUGGCCGACGCGGUGCGACUCGCACCUCGUCGAUAAACCGGACAAAUGGGUCCAGAGUGCUUGUGUUCUGUGCAGCAAUGGCUGCGGCAUGGACAUCGGGGUGAAGGAUGGCAAAGUCGUCGGCGUGCGUGGACGGACAGCCGACCGCGUCAAUAAAGGACGACUGGGGCCGAAGGGGUUGAACGGAUGGAUAACAAUCGGACACCCUGACCGUCUGCAACACCCGCUGAUCCGGCGCAAUGGCAAGCUGGAGCGGGCGUCGUGGGACGAGGCCAUGGCGCUGAUUGUAGACCGCGCAAAGGAUAUCCAGUCCAGACUGACGAACCACGGUAUUGGGUUCUAUACCAGUGGGCAGCUGUUACUCGAGGAGUAUUAUGUGCUCGCGAUGGUUGGGAAGGCCGGGUUGAAUACGCUACAUAUGGAUGGGAAUACGCGCCUGUGCACUGCAACUGCAGCUGCGAGCAUGCGAGAAUCUUUCGGGAGUGAUGGCCAGCCAGGCUCAUAUUCAGAUAUCGACUAUACGGACUGUUUGUUCCUGGUCGGACACAAUAUGGCCGCCACGCAGACGGUGCUGUGGUCUCGAGUGCUGGACCGUCUUGCAGGGCCAAAUCCACCGAAACUCAUUGUCGUCGACCCUCGCAUGUCAGACACUGCAAAGAAAGCGACAAUACACCUGACGCCAAAAAUCGGGACCAACGUGGCCCUGAUGAACGGGCUGCAGCACCUGAUUAUCGAGAACGGCUGGGAGAAUGAGGACUACAUCGCACAGCACGUCUGCGGAAUGGAAGACUUGAAGAAGGUCGUCAAGAAAUAUACACCUGAAUAUGUAGAAAAGAUCACCGGAGUGCCUGUCUCCCAACUGCACGAGACUGCCAGAGCCCUAGCAACAUCCGGCAGUCUGCUCUCAACAGCGCUACAAGGCGUCUACCAGUCCAACCAGGCCACCGCAGCAGCAUGCCAAAUCAACAACAUUAAUCUACUACUCGGCCACAUCGGCAAACCCGGCAGCGGCAUCUUCCAAAUGAACGGACAACCCACGGCGCAAAACAACCGCGAAACAGGCUGCGACGGCGAAUACCCCGGAUUCCGCAACCACCAGAACCCCAAGCACAUGCAGGAAAUCGCCGACAUCUGGAACAUCGACCUGACGCACGUCCCGCACUGGAACGAACCAACGCAUAUCCAGAACAUGCUCAACUUCGUCGCCGCCGGCAGCAUCGAGAUGUUCUGGGUGUCGGGGACAAACCCGCUCGUCAGCCUCCCCCAUCUCUACCGCGUGCGCGACCUCCUCACAAAACCAGACCUCUUCCUCGUCGUGCAGGACAUCUUCCUCACCGAGACAGCAGCAAUCGCAGACGUGGUCUUACCAGCUGCGCAAUGGGGCGAGAAAACAGGCUGCUUCACCAACGUCGACCGCACAAUGCACCUGUCGCAAAAGGCCGUCGAACCACCGGGGGAAGCAAAACCAGACCUGGAAAUCUUCCUCGAUUUUGCGCGGAGAAUGGACUUCCGCAAUAAAGACGGCGGCGUGCUCAUCCCCUUCACGGAGCCGGAGGAAGUCUUCGCUGAGUGGAAGAAGAUGUCCUUUGGCCGGCCUCUUGACUGCAGCGAGCUCAGCUAUGAAAAAUUAACCGGUGGAUCAGGGAUCCAAUGGCCCUGUACGAAAAAGUACCCAUAUGGAAAAGAGAGACUCUUCGAAGACGGCAUCUUCUUCACAGAUACCGAGUACUGCGAGAGUUUCGGACACGACCUCGAGACCGGUGCACCACUCACCAAAGCACAAUACCAGGCGAUAAACCCAGCAGGCCGGGCUAUUUUGAAAUCAUGCCACUACAAGCCGAGCAUGGAGCAGCCGAAUAGCGAGUUCCCAUUUUUACUGGCGACAGGGAGGAAUGUCUUCCAUUUCCAUACGAGAUCGAAGACCGGGCGAUCGAAGCGGUUGCAGGGAGCAGAUCGGGAUGCAUGCGUUGUUGUAUCCCAGACAGACGCGGACGGCGUCGGGCUCAGUAACGGCGAGAUGGUCAUCGUGCGUUCAAGACGAGGACAAGUCGAACUUCCUGUGAAGAUCGAGGGAAUCAACGCAGGCCACGUCUUCAUCCCGUUCCAUUUCGGGUAUUUCGACUCAAAGGACAAGCGCGCGAGAGCAGCGAACGAACUCACCAUUGAACAAUGGGACCCCGUCUCCAAACAGCCAAUGUUCAAAUCCGGCGCGGUACGAAUCGAGAAAUGCGUCCAGAAGGAAUCACAGUCCCCCGUCGCCCCAGAGCGCCAAACCGCCGCCAUCCACGCCGUAGAAGAGCAGAAACUGAAUGCAAGCGAAACCCGCAAAGACGAGUCCCAGAAACGUAUUCGGUGGCUGGAAAUGUGGCUCGGCGCAACGCACGAAAGCCUCGAGAUGCUGCGCGAUAUCUACAGCGACCUCAUCCCGCGCCUGGUGCACGAUCUGGAGAUCCAGUCUGGACUUGAAGUGAUGAGACGGAUUACACACGAUGCCAUCGGCAACCUCGAACCGGUUAUAGCCCGGUACCAUGAGAGUCGGCUGUACGGACGGAAAGUCUGCGAUAGGUUGCGGCGGUCUCUAUUCCCCAUGGAAGAGAACGAGUCGAACGACGCCUACGAGGCGCUGAUUGCGCUGCAGUCGCUGGAGAUGUUUCUGACAUAUAUCGAGGGCCAUUUGACGGCGCUAUCGCCCGCGAGUCAGGCGCUUUGGGAUACCGAGUUUGUAAACGCCGUUACGUUUGCUCAGACGAGCGUGGGCAGGCAGAAGGCGUGGGUUACGCAGCAUAUCAAAGUCAAGAGUCCACAGACGCUGCUGGUGCCGCAGAUGCCACCGGGUCAGUUGGCUACAGAUGCGUCAGGGCUCGCGAGGGAGUUUUACUACUGA